AUGUUUGCCGACGAGCUCAAGACCUUGCGGAGAUUAGGCUUCCGCCAUGUCCUGCUCCAGGUCCUCAAUUUCAUGUCAGUGCUUGCCUCUGGGUUCAUGAUGUGGAAGGGUCUUGGGCUUGUUACCAACACCGAGUCGCCGAUAGUUGUUGUCCUGAGUGGUUCUAUGGAGCCAGCAUUUCAUCGUGGCGACUUGCUUUUCCUAACGAAUCCUCUUGAUCAACGAUAUCAAGCAGGAGAUAUCACCGUGUACAAAAUCCCUGGUGCUGAUAUUCCCAUUGUUCAUCGAGUGCUCGAAACACAUGAUGGUGUCACAAUCAAGAAAGGUCGUAUUGCAGCAAGCCGCAUAGCUCAUGACCAGCUGCUAUUGACUAAGGGAGACAACAAUUAUAUCGACGAUCUUGAACUGUAUCAAGGACUUGAGUGGCUUGAACGACAGCAUAUAGUAGGCAAGGUCCGCGGUUUCCUCCCAUAUGUCGGCUAUGUAACAAUAGCUAUGAACGACUUUCCACAACUGAAGUACGCCCUUCUUGGAGGCCUCGGAUUACUAGCGUUAGUUCAGCGCGAGUAG
Molecule: messenger RNA, 570 nt
Organism: Fibroporia radiculosa
Lineage: Eukaryota; Fungi; Basidiomycota; Agaricomycetes; Polyporales; Fibroporiaceae
Exons: 6
Coding region: 1-570 (189 amino acids)
Cellular component (GO): signal peptidase complex; membrane
Molecular function (GO): serine-type endopeptidase activity
Source: RefSeq, a predicted model, not a curated record